This is a messenger RNA of Xylaria bambusicola, 1701 nucleotides long. Its product is annotated as citrate synthase-like protein. Gene Ontology annotation, molecular function: 2-methylcitrate synthase activity. The record is from RefSeq and is a predicted model, not a curated record. NCBI's taxonomy places the organism in Eukaryota, Fungi, Ascomycota, Sordariomycetes, Xylariales, Xylariaceae. Gene Ontology annotation, cellular component: mitochondrial matrix. Bases 212 to 1597 code for a protein of 461 amino acids. Gene Ontology annotation, biological process: carbohydrate metabolic process; tricarboxylic acid cycle. The transcript is spliced from 4 exons.
UCUGACCGACUUCUUCAUUUUGCAUUCUUCAAGUUCCCUGUUUAUUCUGCGAAGUGGUAACCCUUCUCUGAGCUAUACCAGUCGCUAAUCACCCACCCGUGUUGUUACUACUUUCCAUACUUGACCGAUCAUGGCCGUGAGCAUCAGAGCGCCGACGAGGGCGUUGAAUGCCUUGAAGGUAAGGAAUAUUUACCCAUGUGGUUGACAUACUAUGGCUAUAGCACACCAACGUGCCGUGUCCGUCGCCAUCCCACGAAGAUGUUAUUCUGCUUCCUCAGAACCCGACCUCAAGGAGACUUUGAAGGAGGUCAUUCCCGCCAAGAGAGAGCUGUUCAAGAAGGUCAAAGCCAAUGGCUCUGCCGUACUUGGUGAGGUCAAGGUUGAGAACACCAUUGGUGGUAUGAGAGGACUCAAGGCCAUGGUGUGGGAAGGAAGCGUCCUUGAUGCUAACGAGGGUAUCCGGUUUCAUGGUCGUACCAUAAAGGACUGCCAGAAGGAACUCCCCAAGGGUAAGACGGGCACCGAAAUGUUGCCUGAAGCCAUGUUCUGGUUACUCUUGACCGGCAAAGUUCCCUCAGUACCCCAAGUUCGCAAAUUCUCCCGGGAGCUGGCUGAACAGGCCCAGCUUCCCGACUUUGUGAACAAAAUGCUUGACAGCUUCCCUAAAGACUUACAUCCCAUGACCCAAUUUGCUAUUGCCGUCAGCUCGCUCAACUAUACCUCUAAAUUCGCCAAGGCCUACGAGAAUGGGCUAAACAAGGCCGACUACUGGGAGCCCACCUUUGAUGACUGCAUCAGCUUGUUGGCCAAGCUACCCACAAUUGCCGCUAAGAUUUAUCAGAACUCAUACCGUGGUGGUGGCGCCUUACCUGCUGAUGUUGACAUCGACCAAGAUUGGUCUUACAACUUCGCAGCCAUGCUCGGAAAGGGUGGCAAGGAGAAUGAGAACUUCCAGGAUCUCCUUAGACUAUACCUCGCCCUCCAUGGUGACCAUGAGGGCGGUAACGUCUCAGCUCAUACCACUCAUCUCGUUGGCAGUGCUCUCAGCGAUCCUUUCCUAAGCUACAGUGCUGGUCUUCAGGGCUUGGCUGGCCCUCUGCACGGUCUCGCCGCUCAGGAAGUCUUGCGCUGGAUUAUCCAAAUGAAGGAGAACAUCCCAGAGAGCUACACCGAGAAGGAUGUCCACGAUUACCUCUGGUCUACUCUUAACAGUGGACGAGUCGUGCCUGGAUAUGGUCACGCCGUUCUUCGCAAGCCUGACCCUCGCUUUGAGGCUUUGAUGGACUAUGCAUCUGCUCGCCCUGAAAUCGCCAAAGAUCCGGUUUUCCAGCUUGUCAAGCUCAACAGCGAAGUCGCCCCUGAGGUCUUGAAGAAGCAUGGAAAGACAAAGAACCCUUAUCCUAACGUUGACUCGAGCAGCGGUGUAUUAUUUCACCAUUAUGGCUUCCACGAGACUUUGUACUACACCGCAACGUUCGGUGUUAGCCGAGGGUUAGGUCCUCUCGCACAGUUGAUUUGGGAUCGCGCACUUGGUCUACCUAUUGAAAGACCUAAGAGCAUCAACUUGGAGGGUAUCCUGAAGCAGAUUGGGGCGUAAAGAUGAAUCAAUUGCAUUUGCUGGCGCGCGUCUUGGUGGCGUUCACUCGGUUAUAUCCAAUCAGUUAGAUUUCAUGCAAGCUUCUUUUUUCUAGAAAUGAAUGA